Messenger RNA from Trifolium pratense (red clover), 1411 nucleotides. RefSeq names its product probable WRKY transcription factor 69. The coding region runs from base 385 to 1185 and encodes 266 amino acids. The record is from RefSeq and is a predicted model, not a curated record. Gene Ontology annotation, biological process: regulation of DNA-templated transcription. The transcript is spliced from 3 exons. Gene Ontology annotation, molecular function: DNA-binding transcription factor activity; transcription cis-regulatory region binding. Gene Ontology annotation, cellular component: nucleus. NCBI's taxonomy places the organism in Eukaryota, Viridiplantae, Streptophyta, Magnoliopsida, Fabales, Fabaceae.
ACAUUAGAUUAUUUUAUAUACAUUGGGCUCAAUUGUUAAUAGAGUCAUGACAUAACAACCAAUGAAUGAAUAGAAGCUUAUAUGUUUAUCAUGAACCUUACUCCAUCAAAUAAAAGCCUUACAUUAAUGUAAUGUUUAUUAAAUUGAUGUAUUUGCUCGCACGUCCACAAUAAACUAGUUACAUUGACAAUCUGUCACCAUGGCGGCUCAUAUUAAACACCAAUCUCAAUUCUCUCUUCUCUCUCAAUCUCACCUUCCUAAUUCCCUCACCACCACCACCACCACCGUUCUCUUCUUUUUCCGGCAAGCCCAAUAUUCUUAUCACCAUUUCCUACACUAGUUAACAACACCAAAAAAAAAUCAAAUUAUUUUCUAUAACCAAUCAUGUACAAACGUAGAUUCAACACCAAACCAGUGUAUGUCGCUGACCCAGAUGAGCAUGAGCUCGAGCUUGAGCCUAAACUCGAGCUCAUCUCAGAAGCCGGGCCAGCUUCUCCUUCUUCUUGUGAAGACACAAAAAUUGAAGAACCAUCACCCAAGAAAAGGAGGGAGAUGAAGAAAAGAGUAGUUACUAUACCGAUCGGUGACGUGGAAGGAUCUAAGAGCAAAGGAGAGACAUUUCCACCGUCGGAUUCAUGGGCUUGGAGAAAGUACGGUCAAAAGCCCAUUAAAGGCUCCCCAUAUCCAAGGGGUUAUUACCGAUGUAGCAGUUCAAAAGGAUGCCCCGCUAGAAAACAAGUUGAACGAAGCCGUGUGGACCCCACCAACCUCCUCGUAACUUACGCCUACGAUCACAACCACUCCCUCCCUCUCCCCAAAUCUCACUCCUCUUCCUCCGCCGUAACCGCCACCGUAACAACCACCGUCGACUCUCCCGGCGAUGACUCUUCCGCCGAAUGCACCGCCGCUACUCCUCCUCAGCCAGAGAAUCCAACUGUUUUCGCCGCCCAUCCUGACUUCGACUUCGCCGGCGAACACCACGCCGUGUUUGGAUGGUUCGACGACGUGGCUUCCACCGGCGUUCUUGUAAGUCCGAUCUGCGGCGGAGUGGAGGACGUGACGCUGACGAUCAGGGAAGAAGAUGAAUCGCUUUUCGCCGAUCUCGGUGAGUUGCCGGAAUGUUCAACGGUUUUCCGAAAGAGGAAUAUUCCGAGUGCCAUUCAGUGUAGUGGCAUCACAGGAUAAUGUUGUGGACCCUUUUUGUAUUGUGAUUAUAUUAUUAUAAUAUAAUAUUCAGGGGAUGAAAAUCGUGCGGUAUUAAAGAAAUUUGAAUUAUUAGAAAGAAAGAAUUAAAUAUGUUUAUUUUACAGAUCAUGGAUAUUUUUUUAAUAAUCUUGCUUUUUGUACAUUUGAAUAAAUAAUUGAUUAUUAGCAGCUACAUUUCUGUAUUAUUGAUUUUUCUUGUUUUGUA